This is a messenger RNA of Tuber melanosporum (Perigord truffle), 2226 nucleotides long. RefSeq lists its product as uncharacterized. Gene Ontology annotation, cellular component: mitochondrial membrane. Gene Ontology annotation, biological process: iron import into the mitochondrion. The transcript has 9 exons. The record is from RefSeq and is a predicted model, not a curated record. Bases 930 to 1841 code for a protein of 303 amino acids. Gene Ontology annotation, molecular function: ferrous iron transmembrane transporter activity. Lineage: Eukaryota; Fungi; Ascomycota; Pezizomycetes; Pezizales; Tuberaceae.
CAAAUAUAUUCAAUUCCAUGGGUGAAUUUUCCACUAGGAGAAGGUUUGGUUUUUGGCUGUACCGCCUGGCAUUCCCGUGCAUGCGGCAUGUCAGUCCAGUCAAUGUCAAUCGGUGAGGCACAUAGAAUCUGAUAGGGAGCCCAAGUGCUUGGUCUAUUAGCCCCAACCUUGGGAGCCUCGCUCCCCCAUCCCUGUAAAACCCCCGUCGACCAGCGAAAGCCCACCGGGAGCGGCAAGCCGGUAUGUACGGUAAGGCGAAUUGGAGAUGCAGGAGCUUAGAAGGACCGAAAUUUUUAGUGGAAAGGUGGAUCCAUACUAAAUAACGAAGCAGAGGGUUUUCUUGAAUCACGACAGCCAUCACUAUGGUGUCGGGGGGGGGGAGAAAUCACCGGAUGAUGGAUAUCCGUAUGAAUGUUUAUGGCACGGGGCAGGAUUGGGAUAAGAUCAGGCAGAACCCCGUAACCACGAAUUAGGUUAAAGACAGAGCGGGUUUUGGUCAAGGCGGAGUACGGGCAUCGCGACUCCACCGGCUCCCGGGGGGUGGGGGUUAGGGAAAGGAAGAGAAAAUAAGCAACCUUGGCGAUCUACUGGUUGCCUUCCUCCACUGAGGUUGAUUGUGUGGUGUGGGAAGAAGGAAAAAAAAAAGGGCCAUUGAUUCACGAGGGUCGUUACAACUCGCCAUAGUACACCCUCUGCUCAUCACACUCCCGUUCCUCAGCCCAACGUCACAUUGCGUCUUCGCCCCCCCCAACCCGAGCCUUAGACACCUCUUGCCCUCUUCAUUCCGACCCACUAGCCUUCUUCUUCCUAGCUCCUCUCAACUCGACACAUUUGCUCCAACCUAAUACCUGGUUACCUUACCACUCCUCCACUACUCAUAACCAUUGCUCUCAGCGCUCUUCACCCUGGCUGCCACAAUCAAAGGCACGAUGGCUGACCAUGCGCCACCUCAAGAUAUCGACUACGAAUCUCUAGGCGGCGGGAGUUUAACGUCGAAUUUGGUCGCAGGAGCGUUUGCUGGUGUCAUGGAGCAUGUUGUGAUGUAUCCGGUCGAUGCUAUUAAGACUCGCAUGCAAAUUGUCAACCCUACUCCAGCGGCUAUGUAUACCGGAAUUACGAACGCAGUUGCUCAAAUAUCUUCUACUGAGGGAGUUCGCUCUUUGUGGAGAGGAAUCGCGAGUGUCGCUGUUGGUGCUGGUCCAGCACAUGCCGUCUAUUUUGGCACUUACGAAGCCGUAAAACAGAAGCUAGGGGGAAAUGUUGGAUCCGAACAUCAUCCCUUUGCAGUUGCUACGGCCGGGGCUUGCGCCACAAUUGCCAGCGAUGCCUUAAUGAACCCAUUCGAUGUCAUCAAACAGCGCAUGCAAGUGCAUGGCUCUACAUAUGAAUCCAUUACCCAUUGUGCUCGUUCAGUCUACCGCAAUGAAGGUUUCCGCGCCUUUUAUAUCUCUUACCCCACGACUUUGGCCAUGACUAUUCCAUUUACUGCGAUCCAAUUUACUGCGUACGAAAGCCUGGCUAAAGUUCUCAACCCCACUCGGAGAUAUGAUCCAUUUAGCCAUUGUCUCUCUGGCGGAAUGGCAGGAGCCGUGGCUGCGGCCAUGACUACACCUUUGGAUGUUAUAAAGACCCUCUUGCAGACUAGGGGCACAUCUCAUAAUAGCCGUAUUCGCAAUAGCAAAGGGCUAUUCGACGCGGCAAAGAUCAUCCAUGAGAGGGAAGGUUAUAGGGGGUUCUUUAAAGGACUCAGACCUCGCAUUGUUACUACUAUGCCGAGCACCGCGAUCUGUUGGACUUCAUACGAGAUGGCUAAAUACUACCUCCGCCUCAACUCGGUAUAAUCCCCCCCAGCACCAAAAAAAGUUUCCUCAAAAUACAUUACACGCGAUUCCAUUCUUUUUCUUUCUUUUUCCACUUUCCAUGAACGGUCUGUUUAUAAUUAGUUAUAGAAGCGGGAACAAUAAGGGUGUAUUAGGCGCACUGAAAACAGGGAGAUAGCUGUACAGAACCAAAAUAAAAAAAAAUCCGACGAUGAGGGCUGCUAUUUCAUUCCCCGGUCCUCUUCUCCGAUUCUUCAUGUGCCAAGCCAGUUCGGCGCAUACGGAAUUACGGGUAUUCUUUUUUAUAGCAAGCAGGGCCAUGAGAAGUGUUAGGAACUAUUAUUACUAUUGUUAUCCUCAGAAACUCAUUCCCAAUGAAGAUCAAAAUAAUACCCGCAGCUCAAAA